This is a messenger RNA of Sebastes umbrosus (honeycomb rockfish), 2169 nucleotides long. RefSeq names its product UDP-glucuronosyltransferase 2A2-like. The record is from RefSeq and is a predicted model, not a curated record. Lineage: Eukaryota; Metazoa; Chordata; Actinopteri; Perciformes; Sebastidae. The transcript has 2 exons. Gene Ontology annotation, molecular function: UDP-glycosyltransferase activity. Bases 95 to 1675 code for a protein of 526 amino acids.
UCACUCAGCCGUCUGCAGUGAGGGAGGCUGGACGCACAAACAGCAAGCUCGUAAAUCGGUUGACUGGGGACGGCUCUUAGAAUCUCUUUCAGAGAUGUACCGACCAAUCUUAGUGGCACUUGUGGUGCUGCUCGGCUUUUCACCCUUGGUAAAAGGAGGGAAGAUCUUGGUGUACCCUGUGGAUGGAAGCCACUGGAUCAACAUGAAAGUCCUCGUCGAGGAGCUUCACUCCAGAGGCCACGAACUCACAGUUAUGCGGUCAUUGGACAGUUGGUACAUCAAACAAGAGUCCCAUCUCUACAAGUCCAUCACGAUAAAUUCCUCUUCUGGUUUUGAUGAGGAAGGCUUUGGGUUGUUUGUAACCAAAAUGGUGAACAUGCGGCGGCACGGUGCUUCGCUUUGGGCUCGUAUAUCUGUAGAGUAUGAACUGGUGGAACAGUUCUAUCAGUUAAAUAAACAGCUGAUUCAGAUGAUGGGGGAGAUGUUUGAGAAUACCAAACUGAUGCAGAGCCUCCGUGAUGCCAAAUAUGAUAUGGUUCUGACGGACCCUGCGAUUGGUGCAGGGGUGCUUCUGGGUAGCCGUUUGGGUCUUCCUCUUGUCUUCAACGUGAGGUGGACUAUUCAGGGUGAGGGACAUUACGCAAUCGCACCUUCCCCACUGUCAUAUGUCCCAAUACCUGGGUCCGAACUGACUGACAAGAUGACGUUUCCCCGGCGGAUCAAGAACUUAUUUUACUUUUUCUUCACACGUCUUCAAAUUUGGUAUGUCACAGAACCGAACUACACACCAUUUGUCCAUCGUUACUUUGGAAAUGAUGUACAUUACAUGGAGCUGUUUCAGGCAGCAGACAUCUGGCUGAUGAGGAACGAUUUCAUCUUCGAGUUCCCACGACCCACAAUGCCAAACGUCGUCUAUAUGUCAGGAUUUCAGUGCAAACCCUCCAAGCCCCUGUCUAAAGAACUAGAGGACUUUGUCCAGAGCUCCGGUGAGCAUGGCGUCAUCGUUAUGACAUUGGGAACCCUGGUAGCAAAACUUCCCGAGGACAUCACUGAGGGUAUUGCCGCCGCUUUCGCCCAACUUCCUCAGAAGGUGAUAUGGAGGCACAAAGGCAAAAGACCAUCCACCCUCGGCAACAACACCUUACUCUUGGACUGGCUGCCUCAAAAUGACCUCCUGGGUCACCCAAAGACCAGAGUGUUUGUGGCCCACGGAGGCACCAAUGGAAUCCAGGAGGCCAUCUACCACGGCGUCCCCCUGGUCGGCCUGCCCCUCAUGUUCGACCAGCCUGACAACUUCUUCAGGAUGGAAGCAAGAGGCGUGGCCAAAGUCCUGGACAUUGCAACUGUGAACAAAGACAACUUCCUGGAGGCGCUGAAGGAGGUGCUCUAUGACCCAACCUACAGGGAGAAGAUGAAGACGCUGUCCAACCUGCAGAGAGACCAGCCCAUGAAACCAAUGGACCGGGCCAUGUUCUGGAUCGAGUUUGUCAUCAGGCACAAAGGAGCGGCACAUCUGAGGACUGAGUCUUACAAGAUGUCCACGAUCCAGUACUAUUCGAUUGACGUGGUGGCGUUUCUAUUGGCAGUUAUUUUGCUAGUAUUUACCGUUUUUAUUUAUGCAGUUAAGUUUUUGUGGCGGAGAGUUUUUUCUGGAGGCAAAAUCAAAAAGGAAUGAUGGAUGUGCUACAGGAUGCGUCACAUUUUCUGGAUCCGGAUUUCUUGUAAAAAAAAAACAAAACCAACAUUUGUAAACUGUUCUGUAGAGAGCAGGAUACAAACAGCCUUACACUGGUACCACAACAUGCAACAUGAGUGCAGCUGAAUGCGCUCACAAACCUCAUAUUGUUUAACGACUUCAGCUAAAGGAGGUCAUGUUUCUGUUCUGUGUGUUUGUGUGUUUGUUGAGUGAAGCUUUCAGCUUUUAGUCAAUAUCCAGGAAUAUCUUUUGAAGGAUUUCUUUCAGGUUUUUUGAAUAAAGUAUUCUCACAAACUAUUGACCUUAAAUGAAAUCAAAUGAAUGAACAAAUGGCAUAUGUAUCUUGUGAUUGUCUAUCACUAUGAUGAGUCAAUAAUUGUUCAUGAUUUUUGGUGAGUAUGUUGAUGUUCAUGUUCCACAAAUUCAUGUUUUCCAAAUAAUGAUUUCAGGCUGUAAAUAAAAACUAACAAAAU